AUGUACAAUCCACCAGCUUUACCCUAUAAUCCGCCAGCUCUAUCGGAUGUAAGAAAUAAUCGACGUGGAGCUUCCAAUGCAAAUUAUCGUGCUAAUCCUCAAUGGCGAAACCCGCAGAUUCAGCAACACCAACUUGCUUACAACCAGCAACCGGUAGAGCAAUUCCGCGACAACGACAACAACCGCAACUUUGGCCGCAACUGCCUUCAUCCCGGAGUUGGUCAUCCACGCGCCAAUGACCACGUUCGCAAUUAUGACCCGAAUCGCUCUUUUGGAGGUCAGAGUCUCCGCGGUCGUCGUCCGGUUGAUUUCAAUCAGACGCUCCCAAUCACUCCGGAAUGGGUGAAGCAACACAACAACGAUGUCGCCAACCGUUCGUUUGGUGGUGACGCUUACGCUCAGCGUGGAAACCGAGCGAACCGUGGAGGACGUGGAGGCGGUCGUGGAAAUGGUGGUGGAUACGGCCGUGGGAACGGACGCGAUGGGUUCUACAGAGGAGACGGAUACUCCUAUGAUGACGAAUCCGGUCAAAACCGUUUCAACCACAAUCAAUCCGUGCAUCGUUACAACUUCAACAACACCUUUGAUGCAACCGCACUCAGAAUUCUCGAGGAAUCCCAUCGCUCGUUUGCAAAUCAAUCGUACAAUGGAAACGUGCCGGAUCGUUGGACAAGUGGCCACGAUUACCGAGGACUGGGAACCGGACGUGGUGGAUACAGAGGAAAUGUCGGGCUUUCAUGCAACCAAUCCAAUCGCGGUCAAUAUGCUUCACGUCCAGUCUGGAACCACUACAACGAAGACAAUGGAAACAGCUCCAACUGGAAUAAUUCAUUGAUUGAAGAAUCCAGUCGUCGUGGACGUCAUUAUAAUAGCCAACGUGGUAAUCGUGGAGGAUCCGGAAACGGACGCGGUGGGUUCGCAGGAAGUGUCGGUACAUACCGCGGUCAACAACUGCCAGCACCAUCAGAAUCAGAAGUAGCCACCCAGCAAACUGACGACAGCAUUGCUAAUGACUUCGAUGGAAAUGUCGCCAUCUGCGAAGCUACUGGUUCUUCAGACGCUGCUAACUGCUCAAUCUCACAAGGAGUAUACAGCUUGUCGUCGAUGGAAGCUUCGGAACAAGAUGUCAGUGAAAGCCUUCCAAGUGUUUCGGACGUCGUCUCCCAGAACAACAGUUCUCGUCGUCAAAAGCAAAAGCGACCACCUUCUGCAGGAAGAAGAGUCCCAGUUGAUGAUCUGUUUGCGAACACUCAAGGACGAGCAACAUUUGUCACCAAGGAAUCUAUCACCGAUCGCAAUACUUACGUGAAUAGUCUCAACGCUUCCUUCCACGCAGGAGUCCAUGACGAAUCCACUAUUCUGACUAUCCCAGAUUCUACAUCGAUUGAUGAUGCUCCAAGUAACUCUUCGAUCCUCGACAAGCUAUUUCCUCCAAAAAUUGUUGAUUCCGAUGAACAGGGGACUUCCCAAGUCAUCGCUCCGAAGAACAAGAACCUGACCAAUGUGGUCCCAAAAAGCAUUAGCUCUGAUGUGGCCAAAUUGAAUUCGACUUUUCACGGAGAUAUCGAUGAGAAGGAGCAUGAUGAUGUCAUGUCUCAGUUGAACAAGACCAUCGGAAGCGUGCCCCAAGGGAUCUUACGUUCGCGAGCUGAGGAAAGGACACCAACAAGAAGACGCUCGAGAUCCGUGAGAUUCGGUUCAUCGAACCAGUUUGUCGAACCGAGCCCAGUGUCAUCCUUGAGAUGCGAUUUCGACGUUGACUCCCCAUCCCAAGAGAUCAGAAUCCCCAUCAGAAGAAGCCAAUCAUUGGAGAAGAUUCUUCCAUCAGAUCUUCCAUUCCUUCGCCCAAAAUCACGUUUUGCUUUUUCCAAAGAGGAUGUCAUUGAAGACGAUUUCAAGAGUACUGCUCCAUUGAACAGAACCGUUGUCAACGUCCCAGGAGACCAUGAGUUUGUUGGCAGUUACACUGUCAGGGAGGGUUUCACCAGACUGAUGCCAAUCGUUCAAGUUUCCGACGGCAUGGUCACCUUCCUUCAUCCGGAUACCAAUCAGCCGAUGCCAAUGUCUCGGGAUUUUUCCGUCGAUCUGCAUCCAACGGUGGACUACGUGAGAGGAACACUUCCAGCUGGAAACUACACACUCCUCAAGUCUAUUAACCAUGGAUCGUCCGACGGAAGCCUUUCACGCAACAUUUUUGGACGCUCAAGUCAUAGAAAGCUGAGUUCCCCAAUGGUGUCGAACAAGGCCACACUGAUGAGCGUUCCGAAGAUUUCUUCCGAAGUCGAAGGUAAUGGUGGUUCCGACAACGAUUCUUCGCCAGUUCCAGUCACGUUGCCAACACUUGAUGGGUUCCAUAGACGAGUUUCUAUUGAUAGUGAGGCUUCGGAAAAUGUUUCACCAUCCAGUGAUGCAGUUUCCACAUGUGAAAAUGAUCCAACUGAAAGUUUCCAUGAUGAGAUCGCAUCGCUCUCCAACGCACUGGCUAACUAUUCCAUCACUUCUCCAAACGGUCUCAUGAGCGCCUCAAUGAUUUGGCCACAAAAGAAGAAGUCUGGCAACAAGAACAUUGCUUCAAAAACCAAUGCCCCAUCGGAUUUUGGAAUUUUGAAGAACACGAUGACGCUUCCCCCACUGUCUAAAGGGAAACUCGGUUUCGGCCCGCCGCUCAGAAACCCACUCAAAGAUCUUCCCGAAUCGGAGCUGUGGACCGUUGAGCGUGAAGAGCGCAUGAAUUCCAGACCAGCGAAUCUUCGCGGAUUCGUCGAGAACACCCGCUCUCCAAAACGUGUCACGUCGAAGAUUCCCGAAAUCGGAGAAACUCCUGUUACCCGUGGUUUCGGAGUCUCAGCCCGUCGUGUCAGCCUUCGUGGACCCGGAUUCAACGACGAGGAUGUUCACCGGAUGAAGUUCCUCACUCCGUCAACGAGCACUGCCAUCGAGUGCUGUUCGUCGGAUAGUUCUCACCGUGAAACUCCUUCCCCAGAUCAGUAG
This is a messenger RNA of Caenorhabditis briggsae, 2991 nucleotides long. The transcript is spliced from 6 exons. The coding region runs from base 1 to 2991 and encodes 996 amino acids. The record is from RefSeq and is a predicted model, not a curated record. Lineage: Eukaryota; Metazoa; Nematoda; Chromadorea; Rhabditida; Rhabditidae.